AUGCCGAUGCGCGAUCUUACCGCUAUAAUCUUUGAGCCAGACAUAAAGGAAUGGCGGUACGUUAACUUCUCGUCCCAUCGCGUCUCCAACGUCGAGCUGGCGAAACCAACGAAAAGUACGUCUUUCCGUAUAUCCUCGCAACGAAACUCGCGCUCAAGCUCUCUUCAGCCUGUUGGCGACCCUCAUGCCUUUCAUCUGUGGGGUGAUGUCGCCCAGGAAAACCCCGCUCCUCAUACGCGUCAUUCUCUACCCCCCUCCACACCGCCGCCUACCCAGCCUGCUUCUCGAUAUCUUCGCCUAUCAUGCCUCUACUCCUACCACUUCCUCGUCUACCAACAUCUCCUCUCGACCUUAUACUUCAUGUCUGUGCUUUCGACCCUCGACUCGUCGCUUGUUCAUGAUGCUUGGAGUGUGGGCGCUGCUCGGCGCAAGACUCUCCGAUUUAAGGGCACGGGCACCUCGCGAUAG
Molecule: messenger RNA, 468 nt
Organism: Cyclocybe aegerita
Lineage: Eukaryota; Fungi; Basidiomycota; Agaricomycetes; Agaricales; Hemipholiotaceae
Source: the annotation of a GenBank genome assembly